This is a messenger RNA of Metarhizium album ARSEF 1941, 2193 nucleotides long. RefSeq lists its product as uncharacterized. NCBI's taxonomy places the organism in Eukaryota, Fungi, Ascomycota, Sordariomycetes, Hypocreales, Clavicipitaceae. Bases 1 to 2193 code for a protein of 730 amino acids. The record is from RefSeq and is a predicted model, not a curated record. The transcript has 3 exons.
AUGUCACGACGGUGGCUCACACUCCUGUUUUGUCUCGGGCUCUGGCUUCAGUGCGCUCGUGCCGCGCCUCCCGGGAUCCCGCCUGACCCCGACCGUGUAGAGUGGAAGGACGUCACGGUUUCGCUGUUCCGCCGCCCUGAUUAUCGCACCUUUGCCGACGCUGUCCUGGACAAGGAUUUAAACUAUUUCCACUGGACGAUAGAUGUUAGUCCACAGCACACCGGGGGCCAGUAUGUCGAUUCUUUCGACGUAUCCAACGGGGUACAAGUUCGUCAAGGGCCCAAGGAGAACAUUGAGACGAAUCUCGCGAGGCCAGGGGCCACGUCCCCAGAUUUCCGCUUCCAGUACAAGUACAACGUCGAGCCAGCCAAGGCGGUCACUUUGCAGGCGAGAAUCAAAAUAGGAAGUGCCGAGGUGUCGACGAUUGACGUUUUGAAAGCGCUACAAGAGCUCGACAUGCCUGGCCCCGGAGAGAGCUGCGUCGCCUGGGCACAAUUGGCGGUUCGCUCGCUGCAGAGAGGAGAAGUAGUGAGGGAAUUCCAUGUCGAAACGUUUUUCGAAAAGGCCCUGGAGUACGGGUUCGAGAGAUGUAGGGUGGUGCAAGAUCCAAAUAUACCAGUUGAGCGAAUUCCGCACGAAAACAUGGUAAUUGCCGAACUUGGCCAAGACGGAGAUAUUGUCAAGCCGGAGUCGUCUUACGCAGAUGCCUCAACACCUCGCCAGGGGAAGAAGCCGCAUCCUCACGAGCGCGGUAAGAAAAGACCAUGCACCAUACUUAAAAGAGAGCUUUGCGACGAUCUGGAAACGGUAGCCGAACAGGGCUCCAGAGAAAGCUUCGAUAGCCUUUUGGAAAGGUACGGACACGAGAGUCUAGCAAAACCUCAAGGACGGCUACACCUCGAGCUCCGUAGCAGGAUGCAGGCAUUCAGAGAGGUCCCGCGGUUCGAAAGGAUCACGGCUUUAGCAGAAAGAUUGGGCUCAAAAGCCUUGGUAGUCGGCGGGCUGGCUUUGUACGUCGCUGCAGUUGCUGAAACCUUCUCCAGCGAUGCCAGCGUCCUCGAUAAAGCUGCCGUGGUAACGUCCAUCCUGCCCUUCAUCGGCUGCGCGGUUCGGGCGGCGGAUGAUGCCGUGCGAGGUCAUCUCGACACCGUCGCGAUGGACUUGUGCUUCUUGGAAGACGGUCUUACUCUUUGUGGCUUCUGGGAAGUCGCCCUCUUGCUGCAAGCUGUAGAAAGCAUCUACAAACUGUCCCAGCAGAUGGAGGAGCAGCAAAGGCUCUACGAUACGGAUUACUUCUUGGAUCACCGCAUGGUGGGAUGGGAAAACAAGAUCACCGACCUUGGGCAGUAUAUAGACUCUCCGGAAUUUAUGUACAAUGCCACCAAUCUCUAUUCAGCAUAUCAGGUGGGAGUCCUUUUCCAGGCGUCACAGCUCAUGGGCGACUUGAAAGCUUCCCGCGGACUUGCACACGCUUCGGCACAUUCCAACAGCACUACUAAUGGUACCAACGUGGCAGUUGUGAAAGACGGCUGGAACGAGCACAUCGACGCCGCGACACAAGACGAGAUUGACCGACAGCUUUGCGCCGAGGCGGCACGGAACAAGGUUCGGACACAGAAACUCCUCGAAAGUCAGAUGCUUGAUGCGGUCAAGAAGCUCAGUGAGCGGUAUGACGAAGCCUACACGGAGAGAUACGUAAAGGAAGCGACAAAACCCAUUGAGCUUCUCGGCUUCAUCCCCCUCCAUGCCUCUUAUGAGAGCCCCCAGCAGCUGAGGGACGAGUUGGAUCGUCUCAGAAGGCACUUUCCGCUCCAGCUGUAUGAAGAACGCAUCAAAGUGGCCAUCGAAAGGGUCAUUGGCCGUAUAAAAACGCCCCCCCUAUGCGCACGUCUCAAACAAGGCGACUUGUGCGAGGACCGAAGUUGCGCCAGUCCGCCGAGUCAUAUUGACAAUGUCAAGAUUUGCUCCCAAGCCCGAGAGAGACAGCCGUGUGCUGAAAUCCCAGCACCGCGCAAUCAAUGCGUCGACAUGCCCUACUUGUGGCGUGACCUAGCCCGUUCUAUUAACUUGAAGAAGGCACUUGGUACCUGCGCCUUUUACGUAGCGGUUGCUCUGGCAGCAACUUCACAGCAUCUUCUCCAGGUGUGGAUCUUCAUCGUCAUGCCAAGCUCUCGCACUUUGACCAUCGGCUGA